Molecule: messenger RNA, 864 nt
Organism: Aspergillus niger
Lineage: Eukaryota; Fungi; Ascomycota; Eurotiomycetes; Eurotiales; Aspergillaceae
Exons: 4
Coding region: 1-864 (287 amino acids)
Cellular component (GO): mitochondrion
Source: RefSeq, a predicted model, not a curated record
AUGCCCUGGAAGGCUCCGUUUAAAAGUUACAGGCAAAAUGCAUCAGUAGGCAUAUUAAGUCGCAACGACCUUCUAGCACAAUCCAAACUUCCUGUCACUACAGGAUAUGUCUCGAAAUAUAAAACUCAAAUGAAGCCACGAAAUUUGAUAUACCACUUCAUUGCCAUACAAGUUUGGUGUCAUACUCACUGCUCUUCCGUCUAUCCCCUGCCAACAAUUUUGUCAUUCUCUGUAUCAAAGCCUGCGAGGAUGGCUGAAUCCGAUACGGACCUCUUCCAAUACACCGCUGGCCGUUGGCUACGGAAUGAAGAGAAGAAACUCCAAAACCGAUACACCCCAUUCAAUGUGUCUGAGUUAAAGAGGAUCGCAGCGCAUAGCAUCAGUGCAGAUACAUGCACUGUAAUCAUGGAAUUAGCAGAAGGGAACUACAAUAAAUGCUUCAGACUUGAGAUGGAUAAUGAAUCAACCGUACUAUACUACGGCAUCUGGGGUCGCAACCAUGGACUUUGCUUGAACGAUUCUCGGAAUACCGAGAUGCCUGUGUAUGCUUGGGAUGCAGACAUGGAUAACUCUGUCGGUUCUGAGUAUAUCAUUAUGGAGGAAGCAUUAGCUACCAUGGUGCAAGAAGUGUGGGAAGAUCUACACAUCGAUGACAAAAUGCAAUUCGCGCAAGAGCUCGCUGAACUACAGACAAAAUUGCUCCAAGUACCACUGAACUGUUAUGGGAGUCUUUACUAUGCAACUGCCAACUAUCAAGAUGCGGUUCCGGCUGAGACCUGUGGAGAAGUACCCCCAAAGCUCAAAGACGAGAUACGCCAUCGUUUUGUUAUCGCUUCCACCUACUGUCGCUUGAAGAUUCAUUGA